Messenger RNA from Diospyros lotus (date-plum), 1546 nucleotides. Its product is annotated as probable serine/threonine-protein kinase PBL28. NCBI's taxonomy places the organism in Eukaryota, Viridiplantae, Streptophyta, Magnoliopsida, Ericales, Ebenaceae. Gene Ontology annotation, molecular function: protein kinase activity; ATP binding. Gene Ontology annotation, biological process: protein phosphorylation. Bases 252 to 1334 code for a protein of 360 amino acids. The transcript has 8 exons. The record is from RefSeq and is a predicted model, not a curated record.
GACAACGACCCCUCAACGGCUAGCUUUCUUCUCUACCCACAACACAAAAGCUGAAUUGGGAAAAGAAAUGGAGGCAGCAGCUGCAGCUAGUCUUUCCUUUUCAGACACACCCCACCACUCCUCAUCCAAAGGUUAAACGUCCUAUGAUCUUCAAGAUGUUUUGAAAGUAAUCUUUCUCUGUUCUACUGUAUGUCUCAAGUGAAAGAAUCUGUGACUCCGAUCCAACUAGUUCUAUCAAAAGAAGAGGCAUAAUGCCUUUUGGGUUGGUCUCGGCAUGGAACAAGCGCAGGAGAAGCAAGUCUGAGGAUCACAUUGACCCUUGGAUAUUUAAGCCUGUAGAAUGCUGGCAACUCGAUGAUCAAAACCCGCCUGCAAAAAGGCGGCACGGAUCAUCAGUUUUCACUCUCAAGGAAAUGGAAGAAGCAACAAACUCUUUCAGAGAGGAGAACUUAGUUGGGAAGGGAGGAUUUGGCCGAGUUUACAGGGGCACUCUACGAUCUGGAGAGGUUGUUGCAAUCAAGAAAAUGGACCUACCACCAUUUAAAAAAGCUGACGGGGAACGAGAAUUUCGAGUGGAAGUCGAUAUAUUGAGCAGAUUGGAGCAUCCAAAUCUGGUAUCCUUGAUUGGAUAUUGUGCAGAUGGGAAGCACAGAUUUCUAGUUUAUGAAUUCAUGCACAAAGGCAACCUGCAAGAUCACUUAAACGGAAUUGCUGAGAGGAAGAUGGAUUGGCCUUUAAGGCUCAAAGUGGCAAUUGGAGCUGCAAGAGGACUUGCCUAUCUCCAUUCAGGUUCUGCGGUUGGGAUUCCAAUUGUUCACAGAGACUUCAAAUCGACCAAUAUUCUUUUGAGCAGCAACUUUGAAGCCAAGAUAUCAGAUUUUGGGCUCGCUAAAUUGAUGCCAGAGGGCCAAGAAAUCUAUGUGACUGCCAGAGUUCUUGGCACUUUUGGCUAUUUCGAUCCAGAGUAUACAUCGACCGGGAAACUCACAUUACAAAGCGAUGUAUAUGCAUUUGGAGUUGUUCUACUGGAACUCUUGACAGGAAGGAGAGCUGUGGAUCUGAACCAAGGACCCAAUGAUCAAAACCUUGUUCUCCAAGUGAGGCAUAUAUUGAAUGACAAGAAGAAACUACGCAAGGUGAUAGAUCCAGAGAUGAGCAAGAGUUCCUAUACAAUGGAGUCUGUAGCUAUGUUUGCAAACCUAGCAUCACGCUGUGUGCGUACAGAAAGUAGUGAGAGGCCAUCAAUGGCAGAAUGCGUGAAAGAACUGCAACUCAUUUUCUGUACAAAUUCAAAAGGCUUGGGUAUGUCCAUGAACACAUUCAGAAUGGUCUAGAAGCUUAAUGGACUGAAACUUUCAAAUGUCAAGCUAGAUAUGCUUCAGAAAUUUUUCACUGAUUCUUCUCCAUAUAGAGGCUUGCUGAACACUUGCAAGCUUAAUAAUGUAAUUAUUGUCUCAAUUUUUUAUGGGGGGCAAAAUUCAGGGACUCGUCCAUUAUAAUGAAGAAGUUCAAAGAUUAGGACUUAAUUAUUUAUUUUCUUUUUCAA